Molecule: messenger RNA, 5398 nt
Organism: Linum trigynum
Lineage: Eukaryota; Viridiplantae; Streptophyta; Magnoliopsida; Malpighiales; Linaceae
Source: the annotation of a GenBank genome assembly
CCACAUUCUAUUUUACGCACUGGGUAAUAUUUCCCUAUCGAACGAGGUUGAUGUUGCUGGACGGGAACGGAACCUCUGAAAUUUUCAUUUUUCACUUUAUGGACAGCGAGUAACGGUGAAAAAUAACAGAAACGCAAAGUAGGAGAAAAAGGAAAAUGAGAAAUGAAAGAGAGAGGAAAGCAAAAGAAAGCAGCAACAAAGCCAAAGCGCUCUCUCUCUCUCAUAACUUUCAACGCAACCAACAAUGUUGGGUGGUCUCCAGAGUCACGAACUUCACCUCUUCUCCUUCUCAUUCUCUUCCCCUCCGUCGAGAAUUCCCGCCUCUCCGUCUUCCUCUUCCAUCUAGCUUCUCCACCUGCCGCCACUUGCCUCGGUACUAUUCUUCACCCUCUUCUCCUACUGCUCCUGAUUCUGAAUCCGGCUCUCUGGAAAUUCUCCGAUUUGGUUUGCCUUUUUGCUUUCCGAUUACUUGAACUCUUGUUCCCUUCCCUUAUUUCUUUCUUUGUUCAUUUCCACUGUUUUUCUACUUCUUGAUUGCUUCCGUUUAUUUCGUGGCUCUGAGCUGCGUCUCUGUUGGUUCUGGAACUCGGAAGCUUUCUCUGGAGCUUUUCGAGUUGCCCGAUUUGGAGUCUGUGUUAGGUUAAACUGGGAGAAAUGUGGAUGUAACUGUGGGAAGUACAGUGAUGAAAGCUCUCUUUGGAAGUCGCUGCUUAUCGGAUGUUGAAUUCUGGAUUUGAUCGUUUGUUUUUUUUGCUCCAUUUCCUUUCUUUUCACUCCGAUCGUUUUCCUUGGAUUCUUUGUGGAUUUUAUUAAGGGGGAGAACAACUGUUGGGAGUUUUCAGUGAGGGGGGAAGGCGACUGCGCUAUCUUUAGUUCGUCUCUUCCUCUACUUAUUUCAAUUUGCUUUUCCUAGAUAGUUAGGGUGGAAGGCUUUUUUAUGAUGAGCUUGCCUGCUGUGAUAACUGAAAAAGCUCUGGAAAUUAGGAUCGAGCUCACACAGGAUUCUGGUGACCUAGAUUUUCUUCCCUGCUGGAGUUUAGAACACAGCAUUGAGUGAUUUAGACUAGUCACAGGAGAUAUUUGAUGAGGCAGCUCAGAAGUACUAGCGUUUCCUUUUGGUGCAAGUGUAUUAGUCUAUUAGAUCAAGGCAGACAGGUUUAGCUGUAAACUGUUGGUUUGAUUUUUUUCUUUUGACAAAAAUCUUGUUUGGCAGCCUAAUGAGUUACGCCUAAUAUUGACCCUGGGGAUAUGGCUUAGACGAAUUGUUGUUGCCGUGAGAUCUGACCAAGUACCUUAGAGAACUGUCGAGCACGAAGGAAGGUGCUAAAGAUCGACCAUUGGGGUUUCCUGCAACAAUCCUUUAUCAACAAACAAAUCAGACAAUAUGCAUAACUAUGUCUUGUUUCAAGUUUCAUGUUGGUUUUAGGAUUCCUUGUGCAACUGGAAUGUAGCUUUUGUGUUUUUCUUUCUGAUUAGGAUAUAUUUUUCUGAAAUAUUCUUAUAUUUGUUUCUUUAAUGUUCUUCAUCCAUCCUGGUGCGCUUAGGGUUUCUCUCAUUCUAAUUAUCUGGCGCUUUAUCAAUGCAGGAUAUAGACUUCAGUUGUACUGCAAUUUCUCAUCCUGGAAAUGGGGACUUAAGAUGAAUAUCUGACCUUUCUGGAGUAGGUGAAAUGAAUGUGGAUUGAUUUAAUUCGAUCACAUCAUAGAUCUAAAUUUACGUCUGGAAAAAGCUGAGGAGGUACUAGUAAUUCUACAUUGAGAUAUAUGGAGUCUGCACGAUGUUGGUUCAGCAAAUUCAGGUCAAAAGACAAAGCAAGGCCUUCGAAAAAGAAAGAAGUCUACGGUAAAGAGGGGACUAAAGCACCAAGUAGUGAAGAAUUGCCGUCAAAUGUAACCAAACAAAGGGUUGCAGCUGCAAAGCAGUAUAUUGAAAAUCAUUAUAAGAAGCAGAUGAAAGACCUGCAGGAAAGAAGAGAGCGGCGAGAUAUGCUUGAGAAGAAAUUGGCUGAUGCGGAGGUCACGGAGGAAGAACAAAGCAACUUAAUAAAAUAUUUAGAGAAAAAGGAAACAGAGUUCAUGCGGCUCCAGAGACAUAAAAUGGGAGCUGAUGAUUUCGAGCCAUUGACAAUGAUAGGCAAGGGUGCAUUUGGGGAGGUUCGAAUCUGUAAAGAGAAGUCAACAGGUCAUGUAUAUGCAAUGAAGAAGCUUAAGAAAUCAGAGAUGUUGCGUAGAGGCCAGGUUGAACAUGUAAAAGCUGAAAGGAAUUUGCUUGCAGAGGUUGAGAGCAAUUGCAUUGUCAAACUAUAUUGCUCAUUCCAAGAUGAAGAGUAUCUAUAUCUUAUAAUGGAAUAUUUACCUGGUGGGGAUAUGAUGACUUUGCUUAUGCGGAAGGAUACCCUAACUGAAGAUGAGGCUAGGUUUUAUGUUGGGGAAACUGUCCUGGCUAUCGAAUCUAUCCAUAGGCAUAACUACAUCCAUAGAGAUAUCAAGCCUGACAAUUUGCUACUAGACAAGCAUGGCCACAUGAAGCUCUCUGAUUUUGGACUAUGUAAACCUCUAGAUUGCACUAACCUCCAAGAAAAAGAUUUUACGGCAUCAAAUAAACUUAGUGGAGCUCUUCAGAGUGAUGGACGACCUGCAGUACCAAGACGCACACAACAGGAGCAAUUGCAGCACUGGCAGAGGAACAGGAGGAUGCUUGCUUAUUCGACUGUUGGAACACCGGACUACAUUGCCCCUGAGGUUUUGCUGAAGAAAGGAUAUGGAAUGGAAUGCGAUUGGUGGUCUCUGGGUGCUAUCAUGUAUGAGAUGCUUGUGGGAUACCCACCAUUCUAUUCCGAUGAGCCAAUGUCAACUUGUAGGAAGAUUGUUAAUUGGAAGACUCAUUUAAAAUUUCCGGAAGAAGCAAGGUUAUCUCCCGAUGCUAAGGAUCUUAUCUGUAGACUGUUAUGCAAUGUAGAACUGAGGCUUGGGACUAAGGGUGCGCACGAAAUAAAGGCACACCCUUGGUUUAAAGGUGUUGAAUGGGAGAAGUUGUAUCAGAUGAAAGCUGCAUUCAUCCCUGAGGUCAAUGAUGAGUUGGAUACUCAAAAUUUUGAGAAGUUUGAUGAGGAUGACAGCCAAAUGCAGACUCCAAAUAAAUCUGGACCAUGGAGAAAGAUGCUAUCAUCCAAGGAUAUCAAUUUUGUGGGUUACACAUACAAGAACUUCGAAAUCGUGAAUGAUCAUCAAUUGCCUGGUAUAGCUGAACUGAAGAAGAAGAGCACAAAGCCGAAGAGACCCUCGAUCAAGUCCCUUUUUGAGGACGAGACAGCAGAGGAUGAUGCCAUUCAAACACAGCCUGCACAUGGCGGUGGUGGCAGCUUCCUGGGUCUCUUGCCUCCGAAACAUGAUCAUUAUGGACAACCGAGUAGAUCGAAAUGACCUUCUGACUCGUUUGGCAACAAGGUGUAUGUAUUAAUUUUCUGAUUGGAUGCGUUAACAUAUGCUAUACGCUUGAGCUGAAAACACCAGGAAGAAGGAAGAUCCAAACCACAACGGAAAUAGUGAGAGAAUAGCUUGCUAGAUGGCUCAUGGCUCUGGUUCGCCAUUUUGUGGAUUGGGUUUUACCGGGGCACUGGAAACACCAAACCAGCGUGUUGUGGGCGGAGGGCUAAACGGUGGCAGUUUUUGAAGUUCUUAUCCGAGAGCUUGUUGGGUGACGAGUUGGAUUGGUGGUGGUGGCGGCGGCGGCUAUGGAUUGCAUUAGUGUAAAAUGCUAAGAGUUUUGAGUAAAUAUUCUUUUAAGGACAUAUUUGUUGUAUUCUAUUAUUGCCUCUCUGUCAAUCAAGCUGUGAUAUAAUCUAUGUAUCCAUAUUGUUUGACCUCCCCAUGUGCUCUUUCUUUUGUACAUUUUUCUGGUUCCAACAAAUUUUAGGCAAGUGAAGCUAUGUUCGUUUACAAAUGGGACUGGGCCUGGUAGCUCAAUAGUAGUACCUCUUUCACGUCUGAUGGUUAGAAUGGAGCACGUUUGGGUAUUUGUUUUUUUAGAAAAAGUACUUUCUUAAUAAAAAUAGAGAAUGAAAUGAUAUAAAGUCGAGAUUUGAGAUGUGAAUAUUCUUAUUUGACUUGAUGGUAGUUACAUAAUUUUUUUUUAUCAUGAUAAAGCACUUAGGGCAAGGCCGGAAUGGCUCGGGCUAUAGUCGAAAGACUUCCUCAAUGUAGCAUUAUUGAUGAAUUCUUCGCAAAAAAUAACAACCAAGACAUUAUGCUAAGACAUCGCCUCAUAGCACCACUAAGGUGAGAGUGGAUAGGGUGCUAACACCCUAACACACUUAAGUGUUAGCACCAUACUAACACAUUCAUUAAGGGUAUUAUAGUAGUUUUCGUUCUCCCUUCCAUUUACGUAACUUUUCUAGGUUCCAUAUACAAAUUACAGUUUUGGUACCUGAACUUAAUAGCUAUUAAUAUUUAGUAACUUUUUUUUUACAUUCGAGCACUAAAAAUAUCGAUGAAAAAUUAUGUUUUAGUAUUUUAAAUUUUCUCUCUUACAUUUAGGUACCUAAAUUUUUUCAAAUUUACAAACAGGUCCACUAUUUGUGGCAUGCUUUAUAAACUUGUUACAUGCUUUGUGGACUUGUGGCAUGCUUUGUGGUUGUGACAUGUUUUGAGGUUGUGGCAUGCUUUGUGGUUGAAGCAUGCUCUGAGGUUGUAGCAUGCUUUGAGGUUGUGACAUGAUUCGUGGUCCCCCUUCCUUCCUUCCUCCCCUUCCCCAAUUUUUAAUAAUACCAAGCGUACCUCUCCUUGCUCUUCCCCCUCAUUAUUUGUGGUCAAUUCAUUUAAAUGGAAGAGUCAUUCAAACGAAAUGUUCGGAUUGACUGGAGCUAGUGUUAGCACCAUGCUAACAAAAAAAAUGUUAGCAUCCUAGCCCCUCUCUCACUAAGGUCAAGUAGUUCCGUAUAUAAGCGUGAGAAAUAUCGUAACAAAAUUUUACCAAAAGAAAAUGAGAUUAUUUCAUCACCUGAGUAGCCGACAGAACCAGUUGUACAAUCUUGAGGAUUUUUUGUAUCCUCAUCAAAUCGGACCAAUACACAUUCACUAGAGUAGUUUAUGUUUGGUCUCCUACAUAAGAACAAAACUCGAGCAUGGGCCAUGGAGAAUAUUAUUGUAUACGUGGCUCAUGCAAUGUAUCAAUAACCGAAAGAAAUAAUUGAUAUCGAAUUUCCUCUAUGCUGAGUAUUUACAAGAAGAUGUGGCUCACUUAAGAUAUAGUCCUUGAUUUAUCUUCAUAUCAUCAAUAAAUGGAUUAUGAUUCUCCUGCAAAAAGGCACUCACUAUGGUGUUAGAAAUAUCUAUCUCAAGAGACUAUAGCUUGCCCUUGAGGCAUAGUCGGAAUUACCGAAUAUACACUAUCAAUGGUG